Ilex paraguariensis (yerba mate) is the source of this 1440-nucleotide messenger RNA. Lineage: Eukaryota; Viridiplantae; Streptophyta; Magnoliopsida; Aquifoliales; Aquifoliaceae. The record is from the annotation of a GenBank genome assembly.
CCUAUAAAAACCCAUUCUGCAAUACUUCUCUGUUUGUGUUCUAUGAUCUCUUCUCUGCAAUACUUCUCUGUUCCAAUGCUGAGUUAUAGCCAGAGAAAGAUGAAGAUAUUACUCAUAUGUACGACUCAUCUGUUUAUAUUUCUUCAGUUUACUGUCAUAACGCAUGCAAUGUUGGACCCUAUGGAUUUCUUGGCUUUGCAAUCCAUUCGAAAAGCCUUCAAUGACAUGCCCGGUUCCAAUUACUUCUCCUCUUGGGAUUUCACUUCCGACCCUUGCAACUUCGCCGGCGUAUAUUGUGAUGGUGACAAAGUGAUCGCUUUGAAUCUUGGUGAUCCGAGGGCCGGUUCGCCUGGCCUUACCGGCCGGCUUGAUCCUGCCAUUGGAAAACUCUCCGGUCUCGCAGAGUUCACCGUCGUCCCCGGUCGGAUCAUGGGUUCACUGCCUCAUACUCUGUCUCAGUUGAAGAACCUCCGGUUCCUCGGCCUCAGCCGUAACUUCAUCUCCGGCAAUAUCCCGGCGACUCUAGGUCAACUUCGUGGACUGCGAACACUCGAUCUCAGCUACAACCUGCUCACCGGAAGUAUUCCUUGGUCUGUCGGAGCUCUACCGGCGUUGUCUAACGUCAUUCUAUGUCACAAUCAUCUCUCCGGUUCGGUCCCUCCUUUUAAAUCCCAAACCCUAACUCGGCUUGACCUCAAGCACAACGAUCUCUCUGGUUCUCUCUCACCGACUUCACUUCCACCCUCUCUCCAAUACCUCUCAUUGUCCUGGAACCAAUUAACCGGUCCAGUGGACCGGCUUUUAUCCAAACUAAACCGGUUGAGCUAUCUAGACCUGAGCAUGAACCGGUUCACUGGGACCAUUCCCGGCAACAUAUUUACAUUCGCAAUGACAAACCUUCAAUUACAGAGAAACUCUUUUUCCGGACCGGUUCAACCCGUUGAUCGGGUCACAAUCCCCACCGUUGAUCUUAGUUAUAACCGUUUGUCUGGUGAAAUAUCUGCGAUGUUCGCGACCGUACAGAAUCUUUACUUAAACAAUAACCGGUUCAGCGGUCAGGUUCCGGGUAGUUUUGUGGACCGGCUGUUAUCAGCGAGUAUACAGAUAUUGUACCUACAGCACAACUAUUUGACUGGGAUCGUGAUCAAUCCGACGGCUGAGAUUCCACUGAGAAGUUCGUUGUGUUUGCAGUAUAAUUGUAUGGUCCCACCAAUACAGACCCCUUGUCCCUUGAAGGCUGGGAAGCAGAAGAGCAGGCCUACUAAGCAGUGCGUUGAAUGGAAGGGGUAAAAUAAGGAAUUCGAGUUUGCACCGAGGGCAUAACGGGAAGAAUGGAUAUGUUAGAUUCCUUAAUCAUCAUAUUUUUGUGGAGAAAUUAGAUUGAUUUAUUAUCUUUAUUAAUAUGUUGGGAAUUAAUAAAAUUGAAUCGUAGAUAUUGAC